AUGUUAAUAGGAUAUUUAAAAACAAAAAUGGUGGAAGGCGUUAUUACAAUCAAAGCAAGGAAGGUGCUUACAAAUCCACUUCUUUAUCGUCGACAAAUGUCUGUUGAUAUUCUUCACCCAAAUCGCGCGUCGGUGCCAAAGUCUGAAUUGCGUGAGAGGAUUGCAAAAAUUUUCAAAACGACUUCGGAUGUCGUGAUUCCAUAUGGAUUCCGUUGCCAUUUCGGUGGUGGACGCAGCACUGGUUUCGCUAAUGUUUAUGAUUCUGUGGACUAUGCGAAGCGCUUUGAGCCUAAAUUCCGUCUACUUCGACAGGGAAUUGGUAAGAAAGUGGAGAAGGGUGGCCGAAAACAGCGAAAGGAACGUAAGAACCGACAGAAGAAAGUCCGUGGGACGAAGAAGACUAAGGUUCAAGCUGGGAAGAAAUAA
Molecule: messenger RNA, 426 nt
Organism: Meloidogyne enterolobii
Lineage: Eukaryota; Metazoa; Nematoda; Chromadorea; Rhabditida; Meloidogynidae
Source: the annotation of a GenBank genome assembly